Molecule: messenger RNA, 738 nt
Organism: Belonocnema kinseyi
Lineage: Eukaryota; Metazoa; Arthropoda; Insecta; Hymenoptera; Cynipidae
Gene: RpL9
Product: 60S ribosomal protein L9
Exons: 4
Coding region: 145-717 (190 amino acids)
Biological process (GO): cytoplasmic translation
Cellular component (GO): ribosome; cytosolic large ribosomal subunit
Molecular function (GO): structural constituent of ribosome; rRNA binding
Source: RefSeq, a predicted model, not a curated record
GAUUUUGCGGGAAAAACAACCACCUAGCGGUUAAGGCUGAUAAAUGCUCUUCUUUCACGUGAGUUCACCAUCUACCGCCUCUAAAUGGUUUGCGCUGCAUGCUCCUUUUCCGGUUAGGUCUUAACGUGCGAAAGCGGCUGCACCAUGAAGCAGAUUGUUACCAAUCAAACAGUCAAAAUCCCGGAAGGGUUGACCGUUUCAGUCAAAUCUCGACUGGUAACGGUUAAAGGACCACGAGGAGUCUUGAAGAGGGCUUUCAAACAUCUUGCUCUUGAUAUUCGUAUGGUCAGCCCUAGGCUGUUGAGAGUAGAAAAAUGGUUUGGUACCAAAAAGGAAUUAGCAGCCGUUCGCACAGUAUGCUCUCACAUCGAAAACAUGUUAAAGGGCGUGACGAAGGGAUAUCAAUACAAGAUGCGAGCUGUAUAUGCCCAUUUCCCCAUUAAUUGUGUCACUACUGAGAACAAUUCAGUAAUUGAAAUCCGUAACUUUUUGGGAGAAAAAUUCAUCCGAAGAGUUAAGAUGGCAUCCGGAGUCACCGUCACGAAUUCCACUAAACAGAAGGAUGAGCUAAUCCUUGAAGGAAACUCCCUUGAAGAUGUAUCGCGAUCAGCUGCUUUGAUUCAACAGUCGACGACAGUGAAAAACAAGGAUAUCAGAAAGUUCUUGGAUGGUUUGUAUGUAUCUGAAAAAACCACAGUUGUACAAGCCGACGAAUAAACAUUUUGUGCAGUUUUGAAA